This is a messenger RNA of Perognathus longimembris pacificus (Pacific pocket mouse), 1234 nucleotides long. It is a transcript of the gene Cenpv, whose product is annotated as centromere protein V. Gene Ontology annotation, biological process: pericentric heterochromatin formation; positive regulation of cytokinesis; regulation of chromosome organization. Gene Ontology annotation, molecular function: carbon-sulfur lyase activity. The record is from RefSeq and is a predicted model, not a curated record. Gene Ontology annotation, cellular component: spindle midzone; kinetochore; nucleus. Bases 169 to 948 code for a protein of 259 amino acids. The transcript is spliced from 5 exons. NCBI's taxonomy places the organism in Eukaryota, Metazoa, Chordata, Mammalia, Rodentia, Heteromyidae.
CCCACGGUCCGGCGUCUGGCAGUUGGGCGCCGCUAGAGAGUCCGGCGCGGGGCCCGGGGUUGCAGGACGCGGUGCACCCUCCGCCUGCGGACAGUCGGGGGCGGGAGCGCGCUGGGGCCGGCGGGGACGCGCAGCGUUGCGAGGCCUGCGCGCCAGGCUGCGGAAGCCAUGCGGCGGGCACGGGCCGCCGGAGCCUCCCAGUUACGGGAACCGAAGCGUUCGGGGUCGUCUGGGGCCCCCGUGGCUGCAGGUCCGGCCCCUGGCGAUAGUCGUUCGCUGCGCUCCACCAGAGGGGCCGGGGGCGGGAAACGGAAGGCCAGCAGACAGCCGCCGGCGAAGCUGCCGCAGGCCCCGGAGGCGGAUUGCAAGAAGCCUCUGCCGCCCGGGGAGCUCCCGCCGCCGCCGCCCCCGACCCCGGCGACCCCGACGUCCUCGGAGUCCGCUCUCGACCUGGGCGAGCAGCGGGAGCGCUGGGAGACGUUCCAGAAGCGGCAGAGGCUCAACUUCGAGGGCGCUGCCAAGCUCCUGCUGGACACCUUUGAAUACCAGGGCCUGGUAAAGCACACGGGAGGCUGCCACUGUGGAGCUGUUCGUUUUGAAGUCUGGGCUUCAGCAGAUUUACAUAUCUUUGACUGCAACUGCAGCAUCUGCAAGAAGAAGCAGAAUAGACACUUCAUUGUUCCAGCUUCUCGCUUCAAGCUCCUGAAGGGAGCUGAGAGCCUAACGACUUACACAUUUAACACACACAAAGCCCAGCACACCUUCUGUAAGAAAUGUGGUGUUCAGAGCUUCUACACUCCCCGUUCCAACCCUGGAGGGUUUGGAAUUGCUCCACACUGCCUGGAUGAGGGCACAGUGCGGAGUAUGGUCACUGAGGAAUUCAAUGGCAGUGAUUGGGAGAAGGCCGUGAAGGAGCAUAAGACCAUCAAGAACAUGUCAAAAGAAUGAAAUUCGGCUUCUGCCUUACCAGAAAGGAGCAAUGAGUGGGGCUAGCAGCUCUGUAGGCCCUGUGACAGACACCUUGAUGUUGCCCAUGGUAUGGCUGACCAGGCUGCUGGCACUGUCGUCUGGCACCCAUCUUGUUCUCUGAAGUUUGCUCCAUCUACCAGUUCCUUUAGGCAGCUCUUUGUCCUUCCAUAGUGCAGACUUUGAUGUAGGAUAGUUGACCCUUUUACUUCUUUUUGCCAAAUUUUGUGUGAUCUUUUAGAAAAUAAACAUUUUUAACAUGGUUGCU